UUCCUGGGAGGCCGGCGCUCUGACGUGGACCCGGGGGCCGCGGGCGCGGCUGGGGGGGCCAUCGGCCCGGGGGCUUCUUAAACCCCCCGGCCCGGCCUGGCCCUCACUUYCCGAGCACCGCUCCGCCCCCGGAGAGAGAGAGAGAGCCAGAGCCAGAGAGCCGCAGAGGAGCCUAGGAGGCCCACAGAACCCGGUCAGCCAGGGCGCAAGAGAAGUUGGAGAAGAGAGCGCAGAGCAAAACAGCGAGUCCCGCGGUCGCAGCCCAACAGCGCCCAACAGCAUUCGCUAGCACCCGCAGUCCAAGCCCCCAGCCCACGCAACCCCGUCCCCGCUCCGACAACAUGAUGAACAACAGUGGCUACUCGGACGCCGCCGGCCUCGGCCUGGGCGACGAGGCGGACGAGAUGCCGUCCACAGAGAAGGACCUAGCAGAGGACGCUCCGUGGAAGAAGAUCCAGCAGAACACAUUUACACGCUGGUGCAACGAGCACCUCAAGUGCGUGGGCAAGCGCCUGACCGACCUGCAGCGCGACCUCAGCGACGGGCUGCGCCUCAUCGCRCUGCUUGAGGUGCUCAGUCAGAAGCGCAUGUACCGCAAGUUCCACCCGCGUCCCAACUUCCGCCAGAUGAAGCUGGAGAACGUAUCUGUGGCCCUUGAGUUCCUGGAGCGCGAGCACAUCAAGCUCGUGUCCAUCGACAGCAAGGCUAUUGUGGAUGGGAACCUGAAGUUGAUCCUGGGCCUGAUCUGGACACUGAUCCUGCACUACUCCAUCUCCAUGCCCAUGUGGGAGGAUGAGGAUGAUGAGGAUGCCCGCAAACAGACACCUAAGCAGCGUCUGCUUGGCUGGAUCCAGAACAAGGUGCCCCAGCUGCCCAUCACCAACUUUAACCGAGACUGGCAAGACGGCAAGGCUCUGGGUGCUCUUGUGGACAACUGUGCUCCUGGCCUCUGUCCUGACUGGGAGGCCUGGGAUCCCAACCAGCCUGUGCAGAAUGCUCGAGAAGCCAUGCAGCAGGCAGACGACUGGCUCGGGGUGCCCCAGGUGAUUGCCCCUGAGGAGAUCGUGGACCCCAACGUGGAUGAGCAUUCUGUCAUGACCUACCUGUCCCAGUUCCCCAAGGCCAAACUAAAACCUGGUGCCCCUGUUCGAUCUAAGCAGCUGAACCCAAAGAAAGCUAUUGCCUACGGGCCUGGCAUCGAGCCUCAGGGCAACACCGUGUUGCAGCCUGCACAUUUCACYGUGCAGACAGUGGAUGCAGGCGUGGGUGAAGUGCUGGUCUACAUUGAGGACCCCGAGGGCCACACUGAGGAGGCCAAGGUGGUUCCCAACAAUGACAAGGACCGCACAUAUGCUGUCUCCUAUGUGCCCAAGGUCGCUGGAUUACACAAGGUGACUGUGCUCUUUGCUGGCCAGAAUAUUGAGCGUAGCCCCUUUGAAGUGAAUGUGGGCAUGGCCUUAGGGGAUGCCAACAAGGUGUCAGCCCGUGGCCCUGGCUUGGAACCUGUGGGUAAUGUGGCCAAUAAACCCACCUACUUUGACAUCUACACUGCGGGGGCUGGCACUGGUGAUGUUGCUGUGGUGAUUGUGGACCCACAGGGSCGACAGGACACAGUAGAGGUGGCCUUGGAGGAUAAGGGCGAUAGCACGUUCCGCUGCACUUAUAGGCCUGUGAUGGAGGGGCCACACACUGUGCAUGUGGCCUUCGCUGGUGCCCCCAUCACCCGCAGUCCCUUCCCUGUUCAUGUGGCAGAAGCUUGCAACCCCAAUGCCUGCCGGGCCUCUGGACGAGGCCUACAGCCCAAAGGUGUGCGUGUGAAAGAGGUGGCUGACUUCAAGGUGUUCACCAAGGGUGCUGGCAGCGGUGAACUCAAGGUCACAGUCAAGGGGCCAAAGGGCACAGAGGAGCCAGUGAAGGUGCGGGAGGCUGGGGAUGGAGUGUUUGAGUGCGAGUACUACCCUGUGGUGCCUGGGAAGUAUGUGGUGACCAUCACUUGGGGUGGCUAUGCCAUCCCCCGCAGUCCCUUUGAGGUCCAGGUGAGCCCAGAGGCAGGAACACAGAAGGUGCGGGCCUGGGGCCCCGGUUUGGAGACUGGCCAGGUGGGCAAGUCUGCUGACUUUGUGGUGGAGGCCAUUGGCACAGAAGUGGGGACACUGGGUUUCUCCAUUGAGGGGCCCUCACAGGCCAAGAUAGAGUGUGAUGAUAAGGGAGAUGGCUCCUGCGACGUGCGGUACUGGCCCACAGAGCCAGGGGAGUAUGCUGUGCAUGUCAUCUGUGAUGACGAGGACAUCCGUGACUCGCCCUUCAUUGCCCACAUCCAGCCAGCCCCACCAGACUGCUUCCCGGACAAGGUGAAGGCCUUUGGGCCUGGCCUGGAGCCCACUGGCUGCAUCGUGGACAAGCCUGCCGAGUUCACCAUUGAUGCUCGUGCAGCUGGCAAAGGAGACCUGAAGCUCUAUGCCCAGGAUGCAGAUGGCUGCCCCAUCGACAUCAAGGUGAUCCCCAAUGGUGACGGCACCUUCCGCUGCUCCUACGUGCCUACCAAGCCAAUCAAACACACCAUCAUCAUCUCCUGGGGAGGCGUCAACAUACCCAAGAGCCCCUUCAGGGUGAAUGUGGGAGAAGGGAGCCACCCUGAGCGGGUGAAGGUGUAUGGCCCCGGWGUGGAGAAGACAGGCCUCAAGGCCAACGAGCCCACCUACUUCACUGUGGACUGCAGCGAGGCAGGGCAAGGUGACGUGAGCAUUGGUAUCAAGUGUGCCCCUGGCGUGGUGGGCCCUGCGGAGGCUGACAUUGACUUUGAUAUCAUCAAGAAUGACAACGAUACCUUCACAGUCAAGUACACACCCCCAGGGGCCGGCCACUACACCAUCAUGGUGCUGUUUGCCAACCAGGAGAUCCCUGCCAGCCCCUUCCACAUCAAAGUAGACCCGUCCCAUGAUGCUAGCAAGGUUAAGGCUGAGGGCCCAGGGCUAAACCGCACAGGUGUGGAAGUUGGAAAGCCCACUCACUUCACGGUGCUGACCAAGGGAGCUGGCAAGGCCAAACUGGACGUGCAAUUUGCUGGGGCAGCCAAGGGCGAGGCUGUGCGGGACUUUGAAAUCAUAGACAACCACGACUACUCCUACACUGUCAAGUACACUGCUGUCCAGCAGGGCAAUAUGGCAGUCACAGUGACCUAUGGUGGGGACCCUGUCCCUAAAAGCCCCUUUGUGGUGAAUGUGGCACCCCCACUGGACCUCAGCAAAGUCAAAGUUCAAGGCCUCAACAGCAAGGUGGCUGUGGGGCAGGAACAGGCAUUCUCUGUGAACACACGAGGGGCUGGUGGUCAGGGCCAGCUGGAUGUGCGGAUGACUUCACCCUCCCGACGACCUAUCCCCUGCAAGCUGGAACCUGGGGGUGGAGCUGAUGCCCAGGCUGUGCGCUACAUGCCCCCUGAGGAGGGGCCCUACAAAGUGGACAUCACCUAUGAUGGACACCCAGUGCCUGGAAGCCCCUUUGCUGUGGAAGGUGUCCUGCCCCCUGACCCCUCCAAGGUCUGUGCCUAUGGCCCUGGUCUCAAGGGCGGGCUGGUAGGCACCCCUGCACCAUUCUCUAUUGACACCAAGGGGGCUGGCACAGGAGGCCUGGGGCUGACGGUGGAGGGCCCCUGCGAAGCCAAGAUCGAGUGCCAGGAUAAUGGUGAUGGUUCGUGUGCUGUCAGCUACCUGCCCACAGAGCCAGGAGAAUACACCAUCAACAUCCUGUUUGCUGAAGCCCACAUCCCUGGCUCGCCCUUCAAGGCCACCAUCCAGCCUGUGUUCGACCCAAGCAAGGUGCGGGCCAGUGGGCCGGGCCUGGAACGUGGCAAGGCUGGAGAGGCAGCCACCUUCACUGUGGACUGCUCGGAGGCGGGUGAGGCAGAACUGACCAUUGAGAUUCUGUCAGAUGCGGGCGUCAAGGCCGAGGUGCUGAUCCACAACAACGCCGAUGGCACCUACCAUAUAACCUACAGCCCUGCCUUCCCUGGCACCUACACUAUCACCAUCAAAUACGGAGGCCACCCCAUCCCCAAAUUUCCCACCCGUGUCCAUGUGCAGCCAGCUGUUGACACCAGUGGUGUCAAGGUCUCUGGGCCUGGUGUGGAGCCACAUGGUGUCCUGCGAGAGGUGACUACUGAGUUCACUGUGGAUGCAAGAUCCUUAACAGCCGCAGGUGGCAACCACGUGACAGCUCGUGUACUCAACCCUUCUGGCGCUAAGACUGAUACCUAUGUGACUGACAAUGGGGAUGGCACCUACCGAGUGCAGUACACGGCCUUUGAAGAGGGUGUGCAUCUGGUGGAGGUGCUGUAUGAUGAUGUAGCUGUACCCAAGAGCCCCUUCCGAGUGGGUGUGACUGAGGGCUGUGACCCCACCCGUGUCAGAGCCUUUGGGCCAGGUCUGGAGGGUGGCUUGGUCAACAAGGCCAAUCGCUUCACAGUGGAAACUAGGGGAGCCGGCACUGGGGGCCUAGGCCUGGCCAUCGAGGGACCCUCAGAAGCUAAGAUGUCCUGCAAAGACAACAAAGAUGGUAGCUGCACCGUGGAGUACAUUCCCUUCACCCCUGGAGAUUAUGACGUCAACAUCACCUUUGGGGGGCGGCCCAUCCCAGGGAGUCCAUUCCGGGUGCCUGUGAAGGACGUGGUCGAUCCUGGGAAGGUGAAGUGCUCCGGGCCAGGAUUGGGGGCCGGUGUCAGGGCCCGGGUACCCCAGACCUUCACAGUGGACUGCAGUCAGGCUGGCCGAGCCCCCCUGCAGGUGGCUGUGCUGGGCCCCACAGGAGUGGCUGAACCUGUAGAGGUGCGUGACAAUGGAGAUGGCACCCACACUGUCCACUAUACCCCUGCCACUGAUGGGCCUUACACAGUAGCAGUCAAGUACGCUGACCAGGAGGUGCCACGCAGCCCUUUCAAGAUCAAAGUGCUUCCAGCCCAUGAUGCCAGCAAGGUGCGGGCCAGCGGCCCUGGCCUCAAUGCCUCUGGCAUCCCUGCCAGCCUGCCCGUGGAGUUCACCAUCGAUGCUCGGGAUGCUGGGGAGGGGCUGCUCACUGUGCAGAUCUUGGACCCUGAGGGUAAGCCCAAGAAGGCCAAUAUCAGAGACAACRGGGACGGCACAUACACCGUGUCCUACCUGCCAGACAUGAGUGGUCGAUACACCAUCACCAUCAAGUAUGGCGGCGAUGAGAUUCCCUACUCGCCCUUCCGCAUCCAUGCCCUGCCCACUGGGGAUGCCAGCAAGUGCCUUGUCACAGUGUCCAUUGGAGGCCAUGGCCUGGGUGCCUGCCUGGGUCCCCGAAUCCAGAUCGGAGAGGAGACUGUAAUCACAGUGGAUGCUAAGGCAGCAGGCAAGGGGAAGGUGACCUGCACAGUGUCUACGCCAGAUGGAGCAGAGCUUGAUGUGGAUGUGGUUGAGAAUCAUGAUGGUACAUUUGACAUCUACUAUACAGCGCCCGAGCCGGGCAAGUAUGUCAUCACCAUCCGCUUUGGAGGCGAGCACAUCCCCAACAGCCCCUUCCACGUGCUGGCCACAGAGGAGCCAGUGGUACCUGUGGAGCCAUUGGAGUCCAUGUUGAGGCCCUUCAACCUGGUCAUCCCCUUCACUGUGCAGAAAGGGGAACUCACAGGGGAGGUGCGGAUGCCCUCCGGGAAGACUGCGAGACCCAACAUCACAGACAACAARGACGGUACCAUCACAGUGAGAUAUGCACCCACCGAGAAAGGACUGCACCAGAUGGGAAUCAAGUAUGAUGGCAACCACAUCCCUGGAAGCCCCYUGCAGUUCUAUGUGGAUGCCAUCAACAGCCGCCAUGUCAGUGCCUAUGGGCCAGGCCUGAGUCAUGGCAUGGUCAACAAGCCAGCUACCUUCACCAUUGUCACCAAGGAUGCUGGAGAAGGGGGUCUGUCGCUGGCUGUGGAGGGCCCAUCAAAGGCAGAGAUCACCUGCAAGGACAAUAAGGAUGGCACCUGCACAGUGUCCUACCUGCCCACGGCUCCUGGGGACUACAGCAUCAUUGUGCGCUUUGAUGACAAGCACAUCCCAGGGAGCCCCUUCACGGCCAAGAUCACAGGCGAUGACUCUAUGAGGACUUCACAGUUGAAUGUUGGCACCUCCACGGAUGUGUCACUGAAGAUCACAGAGAGUGACUUGAGCCUGCUGACUGCCAGCAUCCGCGCCCCGUCCGGUAAUGAGGAGCCCUGCCUGCUGAAGCGCCUGCCCAACCGGCACAUUGGAAUCUCCUUCACCCCCAAGGAGGUUGGGGAACACGUGGUGAGCGUGCGCAAGAGUGGCAAGCAUGUCACCAACAGCCCCUUCAAGAUCCUGGUGGGGCCAUCUGAAAUUGGGGAUGCCAGCAAGGUUCGGGUCUGGGGCAAGGGCCUUUCAGAAGGACACACUUUCCAGGUGGCAGAGUUCAUCGUAGACACUCGUAACGCAGGUUAUGGGGGUCUGGGGCUGAGCAUUGAAGGCCCUAGCAAGGUGGACAUCAACUGUGAGGACAUGGAGGAUGGCACAUGCAAAGUCACCUACUGCCCCACUGAGCCUGGUACCUACAUUAUCAACAUCAAGUUUGCUGACAAGCACGUUCCAGGAAGCCCCUUCACUGUGAAGGUGACUGGUGAGGGCCGCAUGAAGGAAAGCAUCACCCGACGUAGACAGGCACCUUCCAUCGCCACCAUUGGCAGCACCUGUGACCUCAACCUCAAGAUCCCAGGGAACUGGUUCCAGAUGGUGUCUGCCCAGGAGCGCCUGACUCGCACCUUCACACGCAGCAGCCACACGUAUACCCGCACAGAGCGGACAGAGAUCAGCAAGACCCGGGGCGGGGAGACCAAGCGUGAGGUGCGGGUGGAGGAGUCCACUCAAGUCGGUGGGGACCCGUUCCCUGCUGUCUUCGGGGACUUCCUGGGCCGGGAACGCCUGGGCUCCUUCGGCAGCAUCACCCGGCAGCAGGAGGGUGAGGCCAGCUCUCAGGACAUGACUGCGCAGGUGACCAGCCCGUCAGGCAAAACUGAAGCUGCAGAGAUCGUUGAAGGGGAGGAYAGUGCAUACAGCGUGCGCUUUGUGCCCCAGGAGAUGGGGCCUCAUACAGUCGCUGUCAAGUACCGUGGCCAACAUGUGCCCGGCAGCCCCUUUCAGUUCACUGUAGGGCCACUGGGUGAAGGUGGUGCUCACAAAGUGCGUGCUGGAGGCACAGGGCUGGAGCGAGGUGUGGCUGGUGUGCCAGCUGAGUUCAGCAUCUGGACCCGAGAAGCAGGMGCAGGGGGCUUGUCUAUCGCCGUGGAGGGUCCCAGCAAGGCGGAGAUUGCAUUUGAGGACCGCAAAGAUGGCUCCUGCGGUGUCUCCUAUGUUGUCCAAGAGCCAGGUGACUAUGAAGUCUCCAUCAAGUUCAAUGAUGAGCACAUCCCAGACAGCCCCUUUGUGGUGCCUGUGGCCUCCCUCUCAGAUGAUGCCCGCCGUCUCACAGUUACCAGCCUCCAGGAAACUGGACUCAAGGUGAACCAGCCGGCAUCCUUUGCAGUGCAGCUGAAUGGUGCUCGGGGUGUGAUUGAUGCUAGGGUGCACACACCCUCAGGUGCUGUGGAAGAGUGCUAUGUCUCUGAGCUGGAUAGUGAUAAGCAUACCAUCCGCUUCAUCCCCCAUGAGAAUGGUGUCCACUCCAUCGAUGUCAAGUUCAAUGGUUCCCACAUCCCUGGAAGCCCCUUCAAGAUCCGCGUUGGGGAGCAGAGCCAGGCUGGGGAUCCAGGCUUGGUGUCAGCCUAUGGUCCUGGGCUUGAGGGAGGCACUACUGGUGUGUCAUCGGAGUUCAUUGUGAAUACCCUGAAUGCGGGCUCAGGGGCCUUGUCUGUCACCAUUGAUGGCCCCUCCAAGGUGCAGUUGGACUGUCGGGAAUGUCCUGAGGGCCACGUAGUCACUUACACUCCCAUGGCCCCUGGUAACUACCUCAUUGCCAUCAAGUAUGGUGGUCCCCAGCACAUCGUGGGCAGCCCCUUCAAAGCUAAGGUGACAGGUCCCCGGCUGUCUGGAGGCCACAGCCUUCAUGAAACAUCCACAGUUCUGGUGGAGACUGUGACCAAGUCAUCUUCAAGCCGUGGCUCCAGCUAUAGUUCCAUCCCCAAGUUCUCCUCAGAUGCCAGCAAAGUGGUGACGCGGGGCCCAGGGCUGUCCCAGGCCUUUGUGGGCCAGAAGAACUCCUUCACAGUGGACUGCAGCAAAGCAGGCACCAACAUGAUGAUGGUGGGUGUGCAUGGACCCAAGACCCCCUGCGAGGAGGUGUAUGUGAAACACAUGGGGAACCGAGUGUACAACGUCACCUACACUGUCAAGGAGAAAGGGGACUACAUUCUCAUUGUCAAGUGGGGUGAUGAAAGUGUUCCUGGAAGCCCCUUCAAAGUCAAUGUGCCCUGAAUCCCAGAAGUGCCUCUCCCAGCCUCGGCCCCCACCUCCGGCCAAUCACACACACACACACACACACACACACACACGCCACACACACACGCCACACACCCAGAUGCACACGCACAGAGUCAGACACUGCAAACACCUAUCUUGGGUGUGAUGUGAAUGGCACAGCCUCCCACCCCACUGUGCCCUUGCGGGGUGGAGGGCCUUGUCUGUCUUAGGGCAGUGUCCUUCCUUUGAAUGUGGCUUGAUGGCAACCUGGGAAGCCCUGAGUUUCUUGGUGGGGCCAAGACCAGCCGGGGAACACUGUUAGGGAUGUCUAUGUGUGAGAAGUCACCUUCAAACCACACUGCCAGCCAGGUACCCUGGCCCCUGAGGACUGCGUCUAGCCACUCUGGUGGCCACAACCCCAGAGCKUUAAGGACUUGGAAAAGAAAGCACAAUCAGAGAAGAAAACAGUCCCUGAACAAGUGCUACGUUGGACUGGCUUCAAGCAAUACAUACUUCGCCCAAGCCAGGCUUCCUGGGAAACUGAUUUCUCUCUCUGUCUUUUUUUUUGUUUUUUUUUUUUUUUUUUUUUUUUUUACAGUUGCACAGCUCUGCCCCAUGAGGGCCUUUUUUACCCAUUGCGAGGCCCAGCUUUCUGGGGGGACUUUUUGCACAUAUCAUGUGGCUCAGCUGGGAGCCACUUAGGUGGAAAACUCCAAAUAAAGCGCGGCUGUCGCAGAGGCA
Molecule: messenger RNA, 9149 nt
Organism: Urocitellus parryii (Arctic ground squirrel)
Lineage: Eukaryota; Metazoa; Chordata; Mammalia; Rodentia; Sciuridae
Gene: Flnc
Product: filamin C
Biological process (GO): actin cytoskeleton organization
Molecular function (GO): actin filament binding
Source: RefSeq, a predicted model, not a curated record